Notolabrus celidotus (New Zealand spotty) is the source of this 1761-nucleotide messenger RNA. It is a transcript of the gene spg21, whose product is annotated as SPG21 abhydrolase domain containing, maspardin. The record is from RefSeq and is a predicted model, not a curated record. NCBI's taxonomy places the organism in Eukaryota, Metazoa, Chordata, Actinopteri, Labriformes, Labridae. Gene Ontology annotation, cellular component: trans-Golgi network transport vesicle; cytosol. The coding region runs from base 303 to 1220 and encodes 305 amino acids. Gene Ontology annotation, molecular function: CD4 receptor binding. The transcript has 9 exons.
GGGAGGAGCUGUCAGAACAUUUGCGGAAGUGAAGCUGAAAUCAUGUGAUCGGGCAGGCAGCUGCAGAAAUGCUACCCAGCUAUGGAUGAACUUUCCCGGACACGGUGACAAACAUCAUCCACGGCGAGCACGGUAACAGCUCCGUUAGACAUUUUUACACUUAAACUAAUGUUUGUAAUCUCUACCAUAUCACCAUGACGACUGUGAGCGGACACACAGUCACGUGAGACAGGUAGCGGUGAAGCUAACCUUAAACCAGCUGAGGCUAACAUUCAGACUGUGAGGUUCAGACUGGACGACAGAUGGACGAGAUUAAAGUGUCUCCUGACUAUAACUGGUUCAGAAGCACAGUGCCUCUGAAGAGAAUCAUCGUGGAUGAUGAUGACAGCAAGGUGUGGUCUCUGUAUGAUGCUGGCCCAAAGAGCAUCAGGUGCCCCAUCAUCCUGCUCCCCCCUGUGAGCGGGACAGCUGAGGUGUUCUUCCAGCAGGUUUUAGCUCUGACGGGGUGGGGCUACAGGGUCAUCUCGCUGCAGUACCCAGUCUACUGGGACCUGAUGGAGUUCUGUGACGGCUUCAGGAAGCUUCUGGAUCACCUGCAGCUGGACAAGGUGCACCUGUUUGGGGCUUCUCUGGGUGGAUUCUUGGCUCAGAAGUUUGCAGAGUGCACGCACAAAUCUCCCAGAGUUCACUCUCUAAUCCUGUGUAACUCGUUCAGUGACACCUCCAUCUUUAACCAGACCUGGACGGCUAACAGUUUCUGGUUGAUGCCUGCAUUUAUGUUGAAGAAGAUUGUUCUGGGGAACUUUGCUAAAGGACCUGUGGACUCCAAGAUGGCCGAUGCAAUCGACUUCAUGGUGGACAGGUUGGAGAGCCUGAACCAAAGUGAGUUAGCGUCGCGGCUAACGCUGAACUGCCAGAACUCGUACGUGGAGCCGCACAAAAUCAAAGAUGUGGCUGUGACCAUUAUAGAUGUGUUUGAUCAGAGCGCGCUGUCCCUAGAGGCCAAGGAGGAGAUGUACAAGCUAUAUCCUAACGCCAGGAGGGCCCAUCUGAAGACAGGUGGAAACUUCCCAUACCUGUGCAGAAGCGCUGAGGUCAACCUCUACAUACAGAUCCACCUGCGUCAGUUCCACGGGACAAGGUUUGCUGCCAUCAGUCCGGACAUGGUGACAGCAGAGGAGCUGGAGGUGCAGGCUGCAAACCUGAGCGAGGACCAAUGAGACGCUGUUUACCCGUGGAGUAUCCUGUGAACAUUUCCUACAGUCUGUCUGCUCCUGAAUGCAUCAUUUCAAACAGGAGGAGGAACCAAUCAGCAGAGAGUAUUUUUCUUUGCAAGAUGAAGCAAUAUUUUGAUAAGGAUGUGCUUUAACACCAUGUGACACUCUGCCUUAUGUGAAUGAAUCUGAUUACUGUGCACUCAUUUACCUGCCUGAACUGUUUCUAUGUUUGUGUUGUAUAAACAGGUGAUUACACCUGCACACCUCUGUUAUUCUGUUCCAAUUAAUCCAUGUUGUCUGGAUCACUUCAGUGUUUACUUUCUCAUGCUGUGUCAGUGUGUGACAGCAGAACCCCACGCUGUGUAAAAAAAACCUUUAAACAUGGCUUCAGUUUUUACUAACAAAGUCAAACUUUGGUUUCAAUUUGUCUGGAUGUUUGUAUUUUUUAUGUUUCUACAGAUAAAACUGCAGCAGCUCCUCCUGCAGCUGAAACUCUUCUUCUGUUUCUGAAUAAAUGAAAUUAUGUGAUGUGCCUUCUAUAACA